AUGGCCUGCCCCUUAUCGGAUGGCAUUCCAGAGCAGCAUGGUCAAGAAAAUGAUCAAGUGACCGAAAGCCCGGGUAUGCUGUACGGUGAAUAUCUUCGAUUAGACAAAAUCUUAACUGCCCAAAGAUUGUUGAGCGCCGAGUACAGCAAGGAAGUGCACGACGAACAUCUUUUUAUCAUCACUCAUCAGGCGUACGAGCUAUGGUUCAAGCAGAUCAUCUACGAGCUAGACACGGUCAAGGCGCUCUUUAACCCCGAGCCGAGCAGCUACGACCCACCAUCGUUGAAUGGUAGCUCCAACAACCGUUCCGUCCCGAAGAAUCGUCUCCCACAGGUCCUGAACGAGUCGAGGACCUUGGAGAUCCUGAAGAGAUUAAAUCGCAUCGUACUCAUUCUGAAACUUCUAGUGGAGCAAGUGACCAUUCUAGAGACCAUGACGCCCCUGGACUUCAUGGCGUUCAGGGACUAUCUGUGCCCAGCCUCGGGGUUCCAAUCGCUCCAGUUCCGUUUAUUGGAGAACAAGCUGGGCGUGAAGCAAGAGCAUCGAGUGAAGUACAAUCAAAGUUACACCAGAGUCUUCGGAAGGGACCCGAAAGCGAUCGAGGCGAUCAAACGUUCGGAAGAGGAGCCGAGUCUCAGCUGCCUGGUUCAAAGAUGGCUGGCGAGGACACCAGGUCUCGACAGCCACGACUUCGACUUCUGGGGAAAAUACAAACGAUCCGUGGAUAAAUUAUUAGCCGAACAGGAACAGCAUGCUCGUAAACAGACGAAGGAACAGCUCAGGAAUUAUCAUCUGUCCAACGUACGUUCUCGACAAGCAGCCUUCGAAACGAUCUUCAGUGAAUCCCUUCACAAUGCGUUGGUAUCCCGAGGAGAAAGGAAAUUUACGUACGCAGCCCUUCAGGGAGCUGUGAUGAUCACUUUGUACCGUGACGAGCCGAGAUUCAGUCAGCCCCAUCAGAUCCUGACCUCGUUGAUGGACAUUGACUCCCUUAUUACGAAAUGGAGGUAUAAUCAUGUCCUGAUGGUACAAAGAAUGAUCGGGUCCCAGCAACUCGGAACUGGUGGAUCUUCCGGCUAUCAAUACUUAAAGUCCACAUUGAGUGACAGAUACAAGGUAUUCCUGGAUCUGUUCAACUUGUCCACGUUCUUGAUACCCCGUCAGAUGAUACCGCCAUUGACGAAGCAAAUGAAGACGAAAUUGUCAAUCGCCUGUAACGGCUGGAACCCGGACGACAAUCAAAACAACUCCGACUGCACCCUCGAGGACACAUAAAACGAUAGACG
This is a messenger RNA of Dufourea novaeangliae, 1286 nucleotides long. It is a transcript of the gene vermilion, whose product is annotated as tryptophan 2,3-dioxygenase. The record is from RefSeq and is a predicted model, not a curated record. The coding region runs from base 1 to 1275 and encodes 424 amino acids. NCBI's taxonomy places the organism in Eukaryota, Metazoa, Arthropoda, Insecta, Hymenoptera, Halictidae. The transcript has 7 exons. Gene Ontology annotation, molecular function: heme binding; L-tryptophan 2,3-dioxygenase activity; metal ion binding.